This is a messenger RNA of Contarinia nasturtii (swede midge), 1272 nucleotides long. RefSeq lists its product as uncharacterized. Lineage: Eukaryota; Metazoa; Arthropoda; Insecta; Diptera; Cecidomyiidae. Bases 431 to 1018 code for a protein of 195 amino acids. The transcript has 5 exons. The record is from RefSeq and is a predicted model, not a curated record.
CAUUCAUUUUGCAUUCGGUGACAAUACGGUGUGCGUGUGGAAUGAAAAAGAGUGGCAACUCUGAUGAAACUCAAUAAGAGAAAUAUUUUCAAGUGUUGACAGAUUUUUACUUGUUUUUUUAUAACAUAUUGAAAAAUGUUUAUUGGCGAAUGACGGUAUUUUUUUGUAUUUUUAAAAAAAUCAGUUCACUGACGAUUCGGACUACAUCGAAUAAAGUGCACAAAUCGGAUGUGAGAGAUUUUUUUUCUUGGCGAUGAAAUAUCGACUAACGUCAAAUCGAUCGGUCAAACCGACAUCAAUCAGUGUUCAAAUACUUGUGGUGUGAAAAUCAAUGUAAAGAAAAACCAAAAAAAAAAACGAAAAUUGAAAGAAAAACAAAAGAAGGAAAUCAAUAUCUGGUGGAGUGAAAUCGAACGAAACAGCAAACGCAAUGCUGUUUUCAAGCCAAAUCGAUCAUUUUAGAAAAAAUGUUUUUGUGAUAAUAGCUCUAGUUUUUACCCUAUAUAUGCCGAAUGUAUUUACGCGCAGCGAUCGAAUCAUCUCCAAUACAUUGGAUCCAAUAGCUAAACAAAAUGCAUCGGUGAAAGGAGUGCAAGAGGUGGUCGAAUAUUUCAUUGAACACAAUAUUAGUCAAGGCGAUGCAAAACGAAGCUUCUUCGAAGUUGGCAUUAAAUUAUUGGAUGAAAAGCCAGUGCCGACCUGGUGCAUGAAGUGUACUGACUACAUCAAUAACUAUUGCCUAAGUGGUAAAAUGCUGGACGAUCAUUGUUGCUGUGAUUCGAGACACGGACAAGAGCAAAUUCCAUGGAUUCCGCAUUCAUGCUAUGUUGGAAUGUAUUGCACGCCAAGCAUUGGUUCCUGCAUUAAUUACACCGAAGUUCGUGAAUGUUGCUGUGAUCAUGUGCUUGCCAAACGAUGGAAAACGAUUUACUCAGACAGUGCACGGACGACAACGAAUCUAUUCACUCAGCUGGUUUGCGUGGUUUUAUUGAUUAUCGCAUCAUGGUCGUUUUACUGAAUCAAUGUUAUGUAAACGGAAUGCGACAUAACGGCUUAUUUUAUGCACCAAAGUAGAAUGGUUACCACUCAUAAGCAAGCUUUUAAAAAGAAAGUUUCCACGAAACUAAAACAAAACUCUUGAGCUAUAUGUGUUCAAGAACUAAGUCAAAACUAUAUUUUAAUCAAAAUAACUAAUCUAAUGCAAAACAAAAUCGAAAUUUGUAGCAUUGAAUGUGUAAAAAAAUUAUGCGCUUUUUUAUUUGAGAAAUGAUA